Budorcas taxicolor (takin) is the source of this 784-nucleotide messenger RNA. RefSeq names its product trafficking protein particle complex subunit 5 (gene TRAPPC5). The record is from RefSeq and is a predicted model, not a curated record. The transcript is spliced from 3 exons. The coding region runs from base 183 to 749 and encodes 188 amino acids. Lineage: Eukaryota; Metazoa; Chordata; Mammalia; Artiodactyla; Bovidae. Gene Ontology annotation, cellular component: TRAPPIII protein complex; TRAPPII protein complex; TRAPPI protein complex. Gene Ontology annotation, biological process: endoplasmic reticulum to Golgi vesicle-mediated transport.
CAGCUCGGCCAAAUCGGCGGCCGCAGGUCCGGGGGAUCUUCCCUCCUCAGGGAUCGAGCUCAGGUCUCCCACGUUGCAGGCAGAGUCUUUACCAUCUGAGCCACCAGGGAAGCCCUCCACUUGCCUCCCUCCCAAGCCCUCUCCUGGACAAGGGUAUAAGCCUCAUAAGGGAGGGCGGCGGCAUGGAGGCGCGCUUCACGCGUGGGAAGUCGGCGCUGCUGGAACGCGCGCUGGCCCGGCCGCGCACCGAGGUGAGCCUGAGUGCCUUUGCCCUGCUCUUUUCCGAGCUGGUUCAGCACUGCCAGAGCCGCGUCUUCUCCGUGGCAGAGCUGCAGGCGCGCCUGGCGGCACUGGGCCGCCAGGUGGGUGCCCGCGUCCUGGAUGCGCUGGUGGCUCGCGAAAAGGGUGCCCGGCGCGAAACCAAGGUGCUGGGUGCCCUGCUGUUCGUUAAGGGCGCCGUGUGGAAGGCGCUCUUUGGCAAGGAGGCCGACAAGCUGGAGCAGGCCAAUGACGACGCCCGCACCUUCUACAUCAUCGAGCGCGAGCCGCUCAUCAACACCUACAUCUCCGUGCCCAAGGAGAACAGCACGCUCAACUGUGCCAGCUUCACCGCGGGCAUCGUGGAGGCGGUGCUAACGCACAGCGGCUUCCCCGCCAAGGUCACGGCGCACUGGCACAAGGGCACCACGCUGAUGAUCAAGUUCGAGGAGGCGGUCAUAGCCCGAGACCGGGCCCUGGAGGGCCGCUGAUCCCCCCAAGAUAAAGGAAGCAGACAGUCCCCUUC